Molecule: messenger RNA, 504 nt
Organism: Strongylus vulgaris
Lineage: Eukaryota; Metazoa; Nematoda; Chromadorea; Rhabditida; Strongylidae
Source: the annotation of a GenBank genome assembly
AUGUAUGUUUGUGUGAUCAAAUCGAAUCAUAAUUCAGGAAGUCGCGACACGAUGUUUACAAAAAUAUUUGUCGGUGGUCUACCGUAUCAUACAAGCGAUAAAACACUUCAUGAAUACUUUGAGCAGUUCGGAGACAUUGAGGAAGCUGUGGUCAUUACAGAUCGUCAGACCCAAAAGAGCAGAGGAUAUGGAUUUGUCACAAUGAAAGAUCGUGCAGCGGCAGAACGAGCAUGCAAGGAUCCGAAUCCUAUUAUAGAUGGACGAAAAGCAAAUGUGAAUCUUGCCUACCUUGGAGCUAAACCGCGCACAAACGUGCAGUUAGCAGCACUAGCAAACCAGGUUCAAUUGCCUCUACAGACACAGCUUCAAGCUCUCUUCCCGACACGUAUUGGUAACCUAAGUUACCGAGUUACUGGUACCAUCGGUGUGGUGUCAGGGCAACGAGCAUCCCUGCUGCUGUGUUCGACGAAUCCAUAUCAUUUUAGCUGUAUGCCCUGUGGUUGA